This is a messenger RNA of Dioscorea cayenensis subsp. rotundata (Guinea yam), 843 nucleotides long. Its product is annotated as guanine nucleotide-binding protein subunit gamma 3-like. The record is from RefSeq and is a predicted model, not a curated record. Lineage: Eukaryota; Viridiplantae; Streptophyta; Magnoliopsida; Dioscoreales; Dioscoreaceae. The transcript has 5 exons. Bases 132 to 689 code for a protein of 185 amino acids.
CUUCUUCUACUCGUACUCUUACUACUUCUCCCAGAAGCGCCGCAGCUCACCGCGACGCUCCACACUCUUCUCGUUUUCUUAGUUAUAUUACUGCUCUUUAUCUCCUCUUGUACUCUUUGCAUUGGUCACUCAUGGCGGCGCCGGUGCCACGCUCUCCUCCUGAUGUCUUUGGUCGCCACCGUCUUCAAGCUGAGCUACAGUUUAUGUCCCGUGAGAUUGGACUUCUUCAGGAAGAGUUGAAGUCUUUGGAGGAGGUUCAACUUCAAUCAGCGUCUGGUUGUUGCAAGGAGUUGGAUGAGUACAUGAUGGGGAUGAAUCCAGAUCCUAUUGUGCCUGUGAAUGAGAGGAGAAGUAAGUCAUGUGGUGUUUUCAAGUGGCUGAGUACUAUCCUGUGUUUCGACUUUUCAUGCAUUUGCUGCUGUGGUGGACACUCCGCAAGCUCUGAAAGUUCAAACUGCAAAUGCAAUCACAUAAAGAACUUGAUAUAUUGCUGUCAUUGUGGAUCUCCCUGCAGCUCUAAUUGCUGCUGCCCAGGGUUCUUUCGCUGCAGAAACUGUUACAAUUCUCUCGGCAUCCAUUGCCCCGAGUUUUCUUGCGGCUGUGUUUGGUCCUGUUCUAAAUUUACAGAGGUACGCGCAUGUUGCCCAGGAUGUAGGAGAACUUGUUGUAUCAGCCAGUGUAUAUGUUAGCAUAAGAGUCGUCUUACCUCGCCCCUGCUUGUCGGAUUCUUGAACAACCAACUCUGUUAUUCUACUUAAUUUUUGGUUCAUGAAAAUUCAAUUCGAGUUAAUGCCAUGUAUAGUUCAACAUAAUAAGUGCUUUCCAAAUAAUUGUUGAAGUUCA